Paramecium sonneborni is the source of this 764-nucleotide messenger RNA. The record is from the annotation of a GenBank genome assembly. NCBI's taxonomy places the organism in Eukaryota, Ciliophora, Oligohymenophorea, Peniculida, Parameciidae.
AGAUUCUACAGUCAUGACUAAAUCUGAAAAUCAAGAAUCAUAAGCAAAAUAGACAAGAAAGUACUAGAAAAUUGAUAAGGAAGAAAGAAGACAAGUUUUAAAGCUUCUUUUAUAGGACAAGCUCUCUUUAUAAGAGGUAUCAAAUUAAUCCAAAUUAAAUGAUUAUGUCUUACCAUUAUAUAUGAUAUCUUAAUCCUUUAUUCUUUUAGGUAGCAAAUAGGUUGAAGCUAAAAUACUGUACUGUACGUACAAUCUAAAAAGCUUAUGAAAAAGAGGGUAGGAUAGGUAAAAAAGAGACAAGAAAGAAGAAGCUCAAGGUGGAGAAUAUCUUGAAGAUUUCAAUUAUUAAUCCUCUUACUUUCUAACUGUCUGAGCCUAUUGUAUCAUCGGAAGUUAGUCAGGUAAUUUUAAAUAAAUUUAUAUAGAUAUAUAUUGACAAACAACCUUCUAAAGAAGAUUAAGCAAAUUUGAUUUAAGAAUAGCAUACUCUUCUUCAAUAACAUUGUCAGAAACUAUUUUCUAUAUUAACUUAAUAAUAUUAGAAGGCUGCAGAAUCCUAGAAUCCAUUUUAUUACACAACUAUUUAAAAUUUAUUUUUGGCAUCCCAAUUAAUAUUCAAGCAACUUAUGGAAGUUAAAUAGUAAAUCCCCAUAAAAUAAGAAUAUGAACCUGUGUCUCCAACACUAACAUAAUAUCCUCUUUAAUUGUAACAACAUUUAUACUAACCACCAUUUGCUGUGAUGUUGCCACGAAUUAAUUCUUGA